Lampris incognitus (smalleye Pacific opah) is the source of this 290-nucleotide messenger RNA. Its product is annotated as zinc finger protein 654-like. Gene Ontology annotation, cellular component: nucleus. The record is from RefSeq and is a predicted model, not a curated record. Gene Ontology annotation, biological process: regulation of transcription by RNA polymerase II. Lineage: Eukaryota; Metazoa; Chordata; Actinopteri; Lampriformes; Lampridae. The transcript is spliced from 2 exons. The coding region runs from base 15 to 290 and encodes 91 amino acids. Gene Ontology annotation, molecular function: DNA binding; DNA-binding transcription factor activity, RNA polymerase II-specific.
GCUAGACAAGCAGUAUGGCGGAAGAGGACGGCACACUCGAGUUAGAGGGGUUUGAGAAACAGCUACGGAGUUUAUUCGGCCGUCACUCGAGUCAUGAGCUGCAGAUCGAAAGUAAACCGUUCUGCUCGGAGUUCUGCAAGCUGGUGGAGGAGUAUACCUGUCUCUGGCAGACACCACUGCCUCAGCUCAGGGUCCUUGAGAUGGCUCUCUGCUACUUUGUUCGAGCCUCCACCUUCCUUCCAACAAACUGUGACCAUGUGCACUACACACUCAACCGUCUGGCAUUGUAA